This is a messenger RNA of Colletotrichum spaethianum, 303 nucleotides long. Its product is annotated as V-type proton ATPase subunit H. The record is from RefSeq and is a predicted model, not a curated record. Bases 1 to 303 code for a protein of 100 amino acids. Gene Ontology annotation, molecular function: proton-transporting ATPase activity, rotational mechanism. Gene Ontology annotation, biological process: proton transmembrane transport. NCBI's taxonomy places the organism in Eukaryota, Fungi, Ascomycota, Sordariomycetes, Glomerellales, Glomerellaceae. Gene Ontology annotation, cellular component: vacuolar proton-transporting V-type ATPase complex. The transcript has 3 exons.
AUGCAGGCGGAGAGAGAAGCCUCCAAGAUUGUCCAGAAAGUCCGCACAAAGAGGGUAAAGGAAGCCCGCGACGAAGCCAAGAAGGAAAUUGAGGCGUACCGCAACUCCAAGGAGGAAGAGUUCAAGAAGUUCGAGUCCGAGCACUCUCAAGGAAACAAGGCAGCCGAGGACGAGGCGAACAAGGAGGCCGAGGGGAAGAUCAAGGAGAUUAAGGAUGCUGGAAAGAAGAGCCAGGACAAGGUCGUUGCUGAUCUCUUGAAAGCCGUUUUCGAGGUCAAGCCUGUUGCUCCAAGCGCCGCAUGA